Prorocentrum cordatum is the source of this 1809-nucleotide messenger RNA. Lineage: Eukaryota; Dinophyceae; Prorocentrales; Prorocentraceae. The record is from the annotation of a GenBank genome assembly.
AUGGCAGGCGGCAGCGGCCGGCGCGGCGCGCGACGGGGCGCGCGCGGGGCCCCGCGCUACGCGGGGGUGCUCGUGGGGUGCCUGCGCUGCGCGCCCGUCGGGGCGGUCGGGGAGAGCUUCCUCGGGGACACGGACGCCCCCCAGAGCGACCUGCUCCCGACCGGGGCGCUGUACGGCGCGUGCGGCCUCGGCGAGGCGGAGCAGCGCCGCUGCUGCGACCCGGGCCGCGGCCCCCGCGGCGACGCGAGUUGCUGGAGGGGCGUCUUCCAGUUCAGCACCUGCUGCGUGCCCCCGCCGGCGCUCCACGGCCCGGUGCUGGGAGCAGAGGAGGAGUGCGAGAAGCACUGGGAGGAAGGGGCUGGCCUCGUGUGGCCCGAGCUCUAUAGGCUGCACAGCGACGUGCUCGCGGACAAGCUCGGCACCACGAUCAGCGAGGAUGCGCCGCAUGCCUUCCGGGUCGCUGCGCUGCAGUACCUGUGCUGCGGGCAGCUCCUCGUGGAGGACGCCCAGAGGAUAAUAUGCUGGGAUGACCUGGAGGCGCUCUGGCCGAACGCCUCGCAGAACCGGGUCACGGAGCACCUCGACGCGGAGGAGGCUCUGCUUGACGUGCUCUUCUCGCGCCAGGCGGUGCGCUGCUGCCGCGGGGAGCUCGCGCGCCGGCUGGCGGGCCCCGGCGACAGGCGGCUGCAGCGAGGCAUCGAGGACCACCUGCGCACGGCGCUCCGGCCCGAGCCCUCCCUGCAGCGGGCGGCGGCGGGCCUCUCCAUCGACGCUGUGGUCGCGCUCCUGCGGCCGAGCGAGCUGCUGGCGGGGCUGGGCGCGGGCAAGUGCUGCUGCCGGCUGCGGGUGCGAGCCGGCCGCCUCCUGCCCUUCGAGUGCCCCACGAAGCGGCACGGCGCGACGCGGGGCAGGGCCGUAGAGACGCUGGCCGCGAUGAUGACGCUCUCCUACUACAAGGCCCUGCUCACGGUGGAGACCCUCGGCUUCCAGCUACCCGACCUGGAGGUCAUGCUGAGUUGGCACGAUUUUCUCCUGGACAGCCUGGGGGUCCCCGUGCUGUCACAGGCCGCCAACUUCCACACCAAGAAUGCCCUCCUCAUGCCGGACCACAAGACGGUGGGCGGCCGCGUGGCGUGGGAGCGGCAGGCCCGCUACUCGCUGGAGGCCGCGGCCUCCCCGUGGGAGCUGAAGCAGCCGGUCCUCUUCUGGCGCGGUGCCGACUCCGCGCCCCAGCAGCCCUACUGCGCAGCGUGGCUUCAAGCGAACAGCCCCUCUCUGUCUCCGCACCCUUUCAGCCACGCCGACCUGCAGGGGCUGCCCUCGUGCGGCGCCGCGAAGGGCGAUCCAGGGUUCGGCAGGCAGCGGGCCGUGAGGAUCAGCCACCCGCUCGUGGACGCCAAGUUCACGAGGUCGCACGCUGGGGCGGACCCGGAGACCCUGGCCCGCUUCGCCACGCUCUACGAGCAGGCGAGCAAGAAGUGGCUGCUGUCGCUGGACGGCUGGGCGAACGACUUCCGCCCGUCGUGGCUGCCGCACGCGGGCUCCCUGCUCGUGCGCCAGCGCUCGCCGGUGCGGGACUGGCUGGACGUGAGCGGCUUCCAGUCCGGGGCCCACUUCGCGAGCGUGGCGGCCAACCUCUCGGACGUCGCCGAGGUCCUGGAGUGGCUGAGCCUCAACGACGCGCGGGCGCGCGCUGUGGCUGCCGAGGGCCGCAGGUUCGUCGAGCGCCGCGCGUCUCCGGACGGGGCGGUGGAGUACCUCUACCGCCUGCUGGUGGCGUACGCCCGCAGGAUGGCCGAGGAGCCCUGA